AUGACUAACCGUCGCUCUCAAGAGAAAUCCUAUGCAGAGGCGGCUGCCGCACCGCCGCCGAAGGGACCAGCUAGUUCUGAUGUUACCCCUGCAGUUCCUGCAGAUGUCAUCUACAAGCUACUGGGAUUCACCGCUGCCAUGGUUGUCGGUCCUAUCGGCAUGUACUUUGUCACAGUAAACUCUGGUGCGAGUUCAACUGUGGCUGGUAUCACGGCUGCAAUCACUGCGAAUCUGGUCUUGUUCGGUUAUAUCUACGUGGCAUGGCUAGAUGAUCGAGAAGAGAGGGAAGCAGGGUCAAAGAAGAAAGAGAAAAAGGCCCAGUAG
Aspergillus viridinutans is the source of this 324-nucleotide messenger RNA. RefSeq names its product vacuolar ATPase assembly integral membrane protein VMA21. The record is from RefSeq and is a predicted model, not a curated record. Gene Ontology annotation, biological process: vacuolar proton-transporting V-type ATPase complex assembly. Gene Ontology annotation, cellular component: endoplasmic reticulum membrane. NCBI's taxonomy places the organism in Eukaryota, Fungi, Ascomycota, Eurotiomycetes, Eurotiales, Aspergillaceae. The transcript is spliced from 3 exons. The coding region runs from base 1 to 324 and encodes 107 amino acids.